AUGAAAGACGGAGAUCAUGAAAGUGACGUAGUGUUGCAAUCGCCAGAUUAUUUACGAAAGGGUCAAGAUGCUCAAUUACUGAAGAGCUCAAUUGCAGGUGCAUUAGCGGGACUAGCUGCCCGUAAUGUAAUAGCUCCUCUAGAUACGUUAAAGAUUCGACUUCAAAUAACACCUAUUUUGAAAAGUGGUUCUGUUCAUAAUAUUACCAAUCCAUUCCAAUUAGGUCCGAGUUUAGUUGGACAGGUACAUAAGAUGAUACGGGAUGAAGGUAUACGAUCAUUCUGGAAGGGUAAUGUAUCGGGAUCUGCGAUGUAUGUAAUAUACAAUGGAUUCCAGUUCUGUACAUAUUCAUAUUUCAAUAAACAUUUGGCACCGUACACUGGAGACUGGCUAAAUUUACAUACCACAUUAGUGGGUGCACUUUCUGGAGUAUCGAGUUCCAUAUCCUCUUAUCCGUUUGAUAUAUUACGUACAAGGUCAAUUGCUAAUAAUCAAAUAAAAUUGUUUCGUAUACGUGAUGGAAUUGCAGAUAUAUGGAAUCAUGAAGGGUUUCGGGGAUUUUAUCAAGGUUCCGUUUCUGCUGUGUUAUCAAUCAGUAUUGGUACAUCGAUUAUAUUUGGUACUUACGAAGGGUUAAAAAUAUACUCUGAAAGGAAAUUACGAGAAGUUUCAGAACAAGGAGAAAGAUCAGAACCAUUAUUACAAAUAUUCAUGUAUAAGACACUAAACCAUAGUGCAAGUUCUAUCAGCGGCCUAUUAUCCAAGAUUGUAACGUUUCCUAUUGACACUGUAAGACGUCGAAUACUAUUGAAGGAUUCCAAUCAUCUUGAACAAUUUCUGGGAUCACAACAUCCCGAUAAAGGAGAGCUAUAUCAAUAUUUCACACAAUAUAAGAAAAAAAGACACGCAGAUAAAUUCACAUUACCAUUUGUAAUGAUUAGUAAACAAAUGCUAACGCAUGAGGGUCCGAAAGCUUUUUAUAAAGGGUUAUCGAUGGCUUUAGUUAAGACAGUCCCAUCUACAGCAGUGACACUCUGGUCGUACGAGACGAUCAUGCGUGCGAUGAAUUAA
Maudiozyma barnettii is the source of this 1071-nucleotide messenger RNA. It is a transcript of the gene TPC1, whose product is annotated as thiamine transporter TPC1. The record is from RefSeq and is a predicted model, not a curated record. The coding region runs from base 1 to 1071 and encodes 356 amino acids. Gene Ontology annotation, molecular function: thiamine transmembrane transporter activity. Lineage: Eukaryota; Fungi; Ascomycota; Saccharomycetes; Saccharomycetales; Saccharomycetaceae. Gene Ontology annotation, cellular component: mitochondrial inner membrane. Gene Ontology annotation, biological process: thiamine pyrophosphate transmembrane transport. The transcript has a single exon.